Molecule: messenger RNA, 2620 nt
Organism: Hyla sarda
Lineage: Eukaryota; Metazoa; Chordata; Amphibia; Anura; Hylidae
Product: cytochrome P450 2D15-like
Exons: 9
Coding region: 237-1742 (501 amino acids)
Biological process (GO): xenobiotic metabolic process; arachidonate metabolic process
Cellular component (GO): intracellular membrane-bounded organelle; cytoplasm
Molecular function (GO): iron ion binding; heme binding; oxidoreductase activity, acting on paired donors, with incorporation or reduction of molecular oxygen, reduced flavin or flavoprotein as one donor, and incorporation of one atom of oxygen
Source: RefSeq, a predicted model, not a curated record
UGUCAGGAUUCAUAAUGUGUAAUGUUAUUGGCAGAGAAAUGACAUUUCUAUUCCUUUAAAAGAAUACUUUGAACUCAUGGGUAGGCGUGUCCAGGAAUUGUUGUUUUGUACUUUUGUAGGGUUGGAUCUGGUUUAUACUUUGCUUUCAUACAGAGAAAUCCGAGAUACAUAUAAGGAUACAGCACAUUCUGUGAGCUUGUACUAGUAGGAUACAUUAGAUAUAGUUUACAGAGAAGAUGGUUGAGUUUUUCUCCUUCUUGUUUUCCAAUGUAUUUUUAUUGCUCAUUUCUUUCAUCGCUUUCCUUUUCCUCUUGGACUUUAUGAAAAGCAGGAAGAAUGGAUCACAGUUUCCACCAGGUCCUAAAGGCAUUCCUUUCCUUGGUAACAUUCUGCAGGUCGACUACAAAAAUCCAGCAGAAACCUUGAACAAGCUGAAAAAAGAGUUUGGGGAUGUAUAUAGUUUGCAGUACUUCUGGAAAAAGAUAGUGGUGCUGAAUGGGUUUGAUGUGAUGAAGGAAGCGCUGAUCGACAGGUCGGAGGACAUCGCAGAUCGACCUCGAUUUCCUAUCUAUGAAAAAAUAGGAUGUGUUGGAGACACCAAAGGCAUAGUACUGGCCCGAUAUGGAAGCUCAUGGAAAGAGCAAAGAAGGUUUACCCUGUCAACACUUAGAGACUUUGGGAUGGGCAAGAAAUCUCUCGAGGAAAGAGUGACAGAAGAAGCCCAGUGUCUGUGUUCUGCAUUUAAAUCCCAGAAAGAUCAAUUCGAUCCACAUUUCCUUAUAAACAAUGCUGUUGCCAAUGUCAUCUGCUCCAUUGCAUUCGGGGAUCGGUUUGACUACGAGGAUGCAAAAUUCCAACGACUUUUACGUCUCUUUAGUGCGGCUUUAAAGGCUGAAUCUGGAUUCUUGGCCCAGAUCAUAAAUGAAAUUCCUGUUCUAGUGAAAAUCCCAUGGAUUAUUGAUCGUGUGAUGAAGCCAGAGUAUGAAAUUAUUGAAUUCUUAAAGGAAAUAGUUUCAGAGCAUAAGAAGACUUGGAAUCCAAACUUUGUCCGUGAUUUUAUUGAUGCCUACCUAGUGGAGAUGGAAAAAGUGAAGGACGAUAGUUCCAGUAGCAUGAAUGAAGGAAACCUGCUCAUGACAACAUUCGAUUUGUUUGGUGCCGGGACAGAAACUACAAGUACCACCCUGAGGUGGGCUCUGUUGUAUAUGAUCCUCUACCCAGAUGUCCAAUCCAAAGUACAAGAAGAAAUCGAUCAAGUAAUUGGAAGAGAGCGGACACCGACAAUGGGGGAUGUGCUACAAAUGCCAUAUACUUAUGCUGUGAUCCAUGAAGUACAACGAUGUGGAGAUAUUAUUCCCAUGGCUUUGCCUCGUAUGGCCUACAAAGAUAUAGAAAUUAAAGGUUACAUUAUACCAAAGGGCACGACUGUCAUCACCAACCUGUCCUCUGUGCUCAAGGAUCUGCAGGUAUGGGAGAAACCUUUCCAGUUUUACCCAAAGCACUUCCUGGAUGAGAACGGAAAGUUUGUAAAACGAGAAGCAUUUAUUCCAUUUUCUGCAGGUCGGAGGUCUUGCUUGGGAGAACGACUUGCCAGAAUGGAACUCUUCCUGUUUUUUACCACUCUAUUACAGCAGCUCAAAUUUGAGAUACCAAAUGACCAACCUCGCCCGAGGGAAGAUCCUCUCUAUGCAUUAACUUUUAUUCCACAUCCUUACAAUAUUCGUAUUGUAGCUAGGGGAUAACUUUUCAAACAAAUCUGAAUUAUACAAUGUGUAAAUCUGAAUUUAUGUAAUUGAACCUGCUGCUUUAAUUCCCUGUAGACAUAAAAUGGAAUCUCCUAUUAAAGGGGAAUUCCAACUUUAUACAUCUUAUCCCCUAUCCAAAGGAUAGGGGACAAGAUGUAUGAUCACAGGGGUCCCGCUGCUGGGGACCCCCACAAUCUCGGUGCAGCCCCAGGAUUCUGUGUCGGGGGCUGCCUCUGAGACAGGGACGUUACGUCAUGCCGAGCCCCUUCCAUUCAUGUUUAUGGGAGGGGGCGUGACAGGGAGACCCCUGCGCUCAUACAUCUCAUCCCCUAUCCUUUAUAUAGGGGAUAAGAUGUAGAAAGCCAGAAUACCCCUUUAAGUGUAUAAUUCUAGAAAUCCUUGUUGAUUAUCCAAAGUUAUUUACAGAAGACUCUUUUUCUGAAAAUAAUGUUUUCAUAAUUAAAUCUAUAGUAAAACUCAAGUUUAUAACCUUAUUCUUAUGCUAUAAAAAAGUAAAACGAGUUUUUUAACAAAUUAUAAUAAUGUAUUUGUUAACAGCACUAUUUUUAGAUAUAUGUUGCAGUAACAGUGCCAUGGCGAGCAUGCGUUUCAUGUUGCAAAGCUAUCUAUAAGCUCUUGGAUCUUGUAAUGGAUACACAGCAAUGCUUCUCUUCUUGUCAGUAAAGAUUCUGGGCAAGUGCAAUGACAUUCUCCUCCUCUGACAAGGAGAGAAGAAGCUGCACUGGCACUAUCAGCAAUGGUGUAUUUUCAUUUGUAUGCAUUUAUCUAAGUCGGCAAGAGCCAAACCUGGCAAUGUUCGGAAGUUCUGUCACCCCAAAAUGUAACACUAGAAAGAAGCAUCCAGCACCGGGAAG